Molecule: messenger RNA, 2997 nt
Organism: Neurospora crassa OR74A
Lineage: Eukaryota; Fungi; Ascomycota; Sordariomycetes; Sordariales; Sordariaceae
Gene: emp-1
Product: hexokinase, variant
Exons: 5
Coding region: 1355-2824 (489 amino acids)
Biological process (GO): intracellular glucose homeostasis; glucose 6-phosphate metabolic process; glycolytic process
Cellular component (GO): cytosol; mitochondrion
Molecular function (GO): D-glucose binding; mannokinase activity; fructokinase activity
Source: RefSeq, a predicted model, not a curated record
CCCUUUCCCAGAAAGGGCACCGGUACGUACAUUAAACUGUUCCUUUUCAGCCUGAUCCUGAAAAACGCCUUCCGGUCUGUUGUUCAAGCCGUUCGAUCUGAUUAGGCGCCUACUCCAUCUCCCGCGCCUGUUCGUUUCACCUAGAUCAUCGGAUGCCGAGGGAGUGAGACGAUGAGCUUCGUACGGCAGGAUUUGCACAAGUCGUCGCGUCUGUCCCAGCCAUUUCACGUCACCCCGACUCUCAUUGGAAUUGAGAUUGAGAGCGGCAUGGGCAGAUCAUGAGAAACUUCACCACGAACGAGAGCCCAAGUGGCGUCGGUGCCCUCUGCUGAAGCAGCGGUGCUACUUUGUAACGACAAGCUUUCGAAUAUCCCGCUGAGAAACCUUCAUGACCCUCUCCCGGGUUUUCCCCAUCUCUUCCCAUCUCAUCCUUUAUCUCCGUCCAUGAUUUCGUGUCAUUCCCAUUCCCGUGGAGGUAUUAUCCCGCAUGGUGCCUUCCCCAACCCCAGCCUACCUUACCUAGAUAUACACAUUGCGCUUGCCAGUAUUUGCUUGGCCUUGACCGGCAUAGCAAAAGCGGAAAAUGAUGGGCAGCCCUUCAGACAUGGAGGGGUAGCUUCCUUCGUUUCUGAUGACAGCUCUACCUGAUGGGUCAGCUUACCCCUUCUUUCCUUCAUAACUUGGUCUGCGUAACGAGCGUGCCUCGAGCCUGUCAGCUUGCGUGGCUGCAUCAAAGGUCAGACAGAUGCGGCCAACUGGACCACAGAGUUUGAGCCAACGUUUCGUUAUUUCAACUGGGAAAGAGCGGAUCAAACUGAAGUGGAAGCAGCGGAAGUUACGUCGAGGGAGUAAAUCCUUGACAUUGGAUCUUGUUCCUUGGAUGAAACCCUAAACCCCGUCUUCCUGGAUAAUCAGCUCCCAAAGCUUCCGACCUAUUUAGCUCUUGUCCUACAUCACCAGUACCCAACACCCAGAGUGACAUCGCCGACGUCACCUAUUGAGACCCUAAGCCACUUCAAGUGCUAUACCCAUCAUUCGCUGCUUUUCCAUCUACUACAGGGGCAAACAACAUCAGACGCCCCAAUUUUCCCCGAGUUUGUUGGUUCCCGAACGGCAAGUUUCGGUGCCUUGCGGAUUUCUAGUCAAUAGAACUUGCUGCCUGUGGCUUCUGAUGCAGCUAUGGCGCCUCCGCCUGCCGGAACGUCGUCGCCAAGAAGCCUAGUCCACCAUGAGCACCCCCCUCCUCUCAGCAAACUUCGCUCCUAUCACCACCACGCCCACUGCCACAGUCGGACCACUUCCAGCACAGAGGGCAAGAAGUUUACCACGAUAGUUCCCAAUCUUACAACUAACUAUGGCGUCAGGGACUCUCGAUAACCUUCCUAAGGAUCUCCGCAAUGAGAUCGAGCACCUCGAGCGCCUCUUUACCGUCGAUGGCGCCAAGCUCAAGGAAGUUACCAACCACUUCGUCCAUGAGCUCGAGAAAGGCCUUAGCGUCCAGGGAGGGAGCAUUCCCAUGAACCCUACCUGGGUUAUGUCCUUCCCCGACGGCAACGAAACCGGUACUUAUCUGGCUUUGGACAUGGGUGGUACAAACCUACGUGUCUGCCAAGUCACUUUGACCGAAACAAAGUCCGAAUUCGACAUCAUCCAGUCCAAGUACCGCAUGCCCGAGGAGCUCAAGACGGGCGACGCCGAGGAGCUGUGGGAGUACAUUGCCGACUGCCUCAUGCAAUUCAUUGAAACGCACCACGGAGACCCAACCAAGCUCGAUGCGCUUCCACUCGGUUUUACUUUCUCCUAUCCGGCGACACAGAACUAUAUCGACGAGGGCAUUCUGCAACGCUGGACGAAGGGCUUCGAUAUCGCUGGCGUAGAGGGCCAUAAUGUUGUCCCCAUGUUUGAGGCUGCCCUCCAGCGCCGGGGAGUGCCUAUCAAGCUGACGGCGUUGAUCAACGACACUACAGGCACCCUGAUUGCCUCGGCAUACACUGAUCCUAAGAUGAGAAUUGGAUGCAUUUUUGGCACAGGUUGCAAUGCUGCGUACAUGGAGAACUGUGGCUCGAUUCCCAAGCUCGCUCAUAUGAAUCUCCCACCGGAUAUGCCAAUGGCCAUCAACUGCGAAUGGGGAGCUUUUGACAACGAGCAUAAGGUCUUGCCUCGUACUCCUUACGAUGUCAUUAUUGACAAGGAUUCGCCGCGUCCCGGUCAGCAGUCCUUCGAGAAGAUGGUCGCAGGGUUGUAUCUGGGUGAAAUCUUCCGCCUGGUUUUGGUUGACCUCCAUGACAACCAGGAGAUCAAGAUCUUCCCUGGCCAGGAUAUCGCCAAGCUUCGGAAAGCUUAUAGUCUUGACUCGUCCUUCCUUUCCCUCAUUGAAGAGGAUCCGUUCGAGAACCUUUCCGAAACCUUUGAGCUGUUUCAGACCAAGCUGGGGCUUACACCCACCGGCCCCGAAUUGGAGCUGAUUCGUCGCACCGCCGAGCUAAUCGGUACCCGCGCCGCUCGCCUCUCCGCCUGCGGCGUUGCUGCCAUCAGCAAGAAGAAAGGAUAUAAGCAGUGCCACGUUGGUGCUGAUGGAUCCGUUUUCAACAAGUAUCCCAACUUCAAGGCUCGUGGCGCGCAAGCACUCCGUGAGAUCCUGGACUGGCCUGAGAAGGCGGACCCCAAGGAAGAUGAUCCGAUUGAGAUUCUCGCCGCCGAGGACGGAAGCGGUGUUGGUGCUGCUUUGAUCGCUGCCCUGACGAUGCAACGGAUCAAGCAAGGAAAUAUGCACGGUAUCCUGCACCCAGAGAACUUCAGAACUACCGAGCCUCUUCCUGCGUGAACCGGAGAUGAUGAGGGAAAAACUGAAUAAUUUGCUCCUUCCUCUUGGAAAGCUCUUCGGAUAGCCAGGCUCGGGUGUCGUUUACCAGUGCUCGGCUCUCUUUGAUCGUUCGGACGUCUACGUUCGCCACAGAGAUAGAGAAUCCUAUACUAUUAAUACAGUUGACUGUCCAA